GCCAUCAAAUUGGUGCUUUCAUUGAGAGCGAGAGGAACAUACUCGUAGGUUAACUCCCGGAAGCGAGAAUGGUGCAAACAAGGAGCAACGUCCCUACCACAAGCCACGUCGGCGGCAAAGAGAACGCGCCGGGCAGCGGCAACGGCACGGGAGGCAUCGGCUCGACUCCGGACGCGGUCCAGGCGCUGUUCGGCCUGGGGGUGACCACGGAGCAGCUUCAGGCGGCCGUUGCGGCACUUUCCGCCAUGGGCGGAAACGUGCCCGGCACCGGAGCUGGAAAAGCUCCGCCCGGUCCCCACGCCGAACACGCUGCCACUUCCCAGCACAAGGGGAAGAAGACCCGGAAGAGUAGAAGGAGGCCCUGCAAGGCCCCGGCGAUCGAGGAGAGGCUACCUUACUCCCACCUGCUCAACAUAUGCAUCCGCAAGGGAGAAAAGGUCCGCGACUUCAUAGUCCGGUGGGAGAAGGAAGCCAGAGACGUGCACGGGGCGGAUGACCAAGCGUUGGUUGCCAUGUUCCAAGCAGCCCUUCCCCGCGGAGAGGUGAGGAAGGAGCUCCGCAAGAAUCCUCCCCCCACGUACCAAGAGACCUUGGCGCGCGCAAAGUUCAUAGCCUCGGAGGAGUUCGACGACGCCCCAGACUCCGAGGCCGCGCCGGCCAAGCGAGCUCCAGCGGACUCGGGAGAGACCGCGAAGAAGAGGAAGAAGAAGAAAGACUAUACCGCGGGCCUGAGGACGCUCUCGGCCGGAGUGUACUCCGUGGGCGUCCCCGUGGGGACGGGUCGAGAGCUUGCCCUCUCCCCGCUCCCCCACGUAGAGGCUUACGCGGUGUCCAGCGGAGCCAAGUAUUGCGAGUACCAUCACGAUGCGUCUACCCCCUCCCGGGGGCCGCCGGAAGAAAGAACUUGGAGGAAGCCGACUAAGCCAGUCGCAGUGGCGACGAAGGCAAUGAACCCCGAGAAGAGGCACAUCGGGCGGGAGUGCGACGAUCUAGACGAAGACGAAGCCCAAGGAUAUCCGGUGGGAUUUAUCCAUGGGGGAAACAUUGGCGGGGACUCCGUCGCUCAGAGGAAGAGGUGGAAGCACAUGGCCUUUGUCGCCAAGGUCCAUCAGGCGCCGGCGCCCAAGCUCGGAAGACGAGAGCAGAUCCAAUUCACGGAGAAGGAUCUUCCGAACACGCCGAGUCCCCACCGGGAUGCCUUAGUCGUGAAGAUAGAGAUCAACGACGCCAUAGUACACCGCACCUUGGUGGACACGGGAAGCUCAGUCAACAUAAUGUAUGAGAAAACAUUCCAAGACCUCGGUUUGAACCGCAAGGACUUAAGGCCUGUGCGCACUCCUCUCUCCGGAUUCACGGGGGACUCCAUCGAGGCUGAGGGAGUUAUCGCCGUGCUCGUGAUAGUAGGGGAUGGUGCGCACAAGGCCAAGCUGAAGAUGGAGUUUAUGGUUGUGAGCAUCAACUGUGCGCAUAACAUGAUUCUGGGACGGCCCGGCCUUGAGGACUUGGAAUGUGUGAUCUCCUCGUACUACUUGUGCAUGAAGUUCCCCACUCCGUCCGGGAUCGGGGUGGCGAGGGGAGACCAGAAGUUAGCUCGAUCGUGCUACGUCCGAAUCACGAAGAAGUUACCAAGGGAUGAGACGCUGGUCGUGCACGCGCAGGAGGAAAUGCGCAAGCUGGAAGCUCGGCCGAAGGUCGAGCCCGCCGAGGAAGUCGAGGAAGUGCCGCUCGACCUGCAGAUACCCGAGCGGAAGGUUAAGGUCGGGGCGAGCCUGACGACGAGCCAGCGGAGGCGCUUGGUGGACGUGCUCGCCGCCUACCGCGUGAUCUUCGCGUGGGGACCUGGGGAUAUGCCGGGGGUGGACCCCAAGAUCAUAUGCCACCGGUUGGCAGUCAACCCGGAGUCUAGGCCGGUGAAGCAUAAGAAGCGUUUCCUCUCGUCCGAGCGGAGGGAGUUUGUCUCCAAGGAAGUGACCACCCUCCAGAGCAUUGGGCAUAUCAGAGAAGUCAAGGGAUGUAGGUCAAACAUUCGUGCUCGGCACGCCUCCUCAGGAGAAGAGCCGAGCGCAGACCAUACCCGGAUGCUCUUCCCGGAUGAAGGUCUAACUUUCCUACUCGGCGCUCCUCCUCAGGGGAAGAUCCGAGCGCAGACCAUACCCGGACGUUUUUUCCGGAUGGAGGUCAAACAUUCGUGCUCGGCACUCCCCCUCAAGGGAAGAGCCGAGCGCAGACCAUAUCCGGAUGCUCUUCCCGGAUAAAGGUCUAACCUUCGUGCUCGGCACUCCUCCUCAGGGGAAGAGCCGAGCGCAGACCAUACCCCGACGUUUUUCCUGGACAGUCAAACAUUCGUGCUCGGCACUCCACCUCAGGGGAAGAGCCGAGCGCGAACCUGUGCUCAACACACCCCCUUGGGAGGAGGGCGGAGCGCAACCCUUAAGGCUAAUGGC
Cuscuta campestris is the source of this 2444-nucleotide messenger RNA. Lineage: Eukaryota; Viridiplantae; Streptophyta; Magnoliopsida; Solanales; Convolvulaceae. The record is from the annotation of a GenBank genome assembly.